Messenger RNA from Balaenoptera acutorostrata (minke whale), 9108 nucleotides. RefSeq names its product nuclear receptor corepressor 2 (gene NCOR2). Gene Ontology annotation, molecular function: transcription corepressor activity. The transcript is spliced from 48 exons. Gene Ontology annotation, biological process: negative regulation of transcription by RNA polymerase II. The coding region runs from base 576 to 8156 and encodes 2526 amino acids. NCBI's taxonomy places the organism in Eukaryota, Metazoa, Chordata, Mammalia, Artiodactyla, Balaenopteridae. The record is from RefSeq and is a predicted model, not a curated record.
AUAGGCCCGGAGGGGCAGGAGGCAAGCAGGGAUCCUGGGGCCCGACGCCGCGCUUUCACCCUGCUGUGGGUCGGGUGGUCCCGUGGGUGGUCCCUGGGGGACCUCUGCCCACCCCAUCCAAGGGGGGGCAUCGGGCCGGGGGCCUGGGGCGCCGGGCCGGCUGCAGGGCCCCCCCCAGCCGGGGCGGGAGACCGCAGUCUCGCGGGAAGGCGGCACGGCUGCUCGGUGGGGCCGCCCCUCUCCCGGGUCAGCCCUGGAGGAAGGAUGGGUUUGAGGUUGGACGCGGUGUGUCCUCUGGAAGCCAGCAGAACAAUGUGUGCGUGUGGACUCCGCUGACCCCCUUGCUGGCACCUUCUACCCCUCUUUCUUUUUCUUUUCUUUUUGUUUUUUCUGGUUUUGUGGGAGAGUUCCUUCAAGUUGUGUUUGGAGCUGACGUGAGCGAGAGGCCGGUCAUGUGCUCGGGUGCCUGGCACAGGGAGGCCCUCGAGCAGAUGACGAAGACUGGCUUUUAAUCCUUGGAGACCAUUGACAGGGAGCUUACAGGGGCCCACGAGCCCCCCUGGACGCCCACCACCAUGUCGGGGUCCACGCAGCCCGUGGCACAGACGUGGAGGGCCACCGAGCCCCGUUACCCGCCCCACGGCGUUUCCUACCCCGUGCAGAUCGCCCGGCCACACACGGACGUCGGGCUGCUUGAGUACCAGCACCACCCCCGUGACUACACCUCACACCUGUCGCCUGGCUCCGUCAUCCAGCCCCAGCGGAGGAGGCCCUCCCUGCUGUCCGAAUUUCAGCCCGGGAAUGAAAGGUCCCAGGAGCUUCACCUGCGACCCGAGUCGCACUCAUACCUGCCUGAGCUGGGCAAGUCGGAGAUGGAAUUCCUGGAGAGCAAGCGCCCUCGCCUGGAGCUGCUGCCUGACCCGCUGCUGCGGCCCUCGCCCCUGUUGGCCACUGGCCAACCCGGGGGCUCCGAGGACCUGUCCAAGGACCGCAGCCUGACAGGCAAGCUGGAGCCGGUGUCUCCUCCCAGCCCCCCACAUGCUGACCCUGAGUUGGAGCUGGUACCUCCACGGCUCUCCAAGGAGGAGCUGAUCCAGAAUAUGGAUCGGGUGGACCGCGAGAUCACCAUGGUAGAGCAGCAGAUCUCCAAGCUGAAGAAGAAGCAGCAACAGCUGGAGGAGGAGGCCGCCAAGCCACCGGAGCCCGAGAAGCCCGUGUCGCCACCACCCAUCGAGUCGAAGCAUCGCAGCCUGGUGCAGAUCAUCUACGACGAGAACCGGAAGAAGGCCGAGGCUGCACAUCGGAUUCUGGAAGGCCUGGGGCCCCAGGUGGAGCUGCCAUUGUACAACCAGCCCUCCGACACCAGGCAGUAUCAUGAGAACAUCAAAAUAAACCAGGCGAUGCGGAAAAAGUUAAUCUUGUACUUCAAGAGGAGGAAUCACGCCCGGAAACAAUGGGAGCAGAAGUUCUGCCAGCGCUAUGACCAGCUCAUGGAGGCCUGGGAGAAGAAGGUGGAGCGCAUUGAGAACAACCCCCGGCGGCGGGCCAAGGAGAGCAAGGUGCGCGAGUACUACGAGAAGCAGUUCCCCGAGAUCCGCAAGCAGCGGGAGCUGCAGGAGCGCAUGCAGAGCAGGGUGGGCCAGCGGGGCAGCGGGCUCUCCAUGUCGGCCGCCCGCAGCGAGCACGAGGUGUCCGAGAUCAUCGAUGGCCUCUCGGAGCAGGAGAACCUGGAGAAGCAGAUGCGCCAGCUGGCCGUGAUCCCACCGAUGCUGUACGACGCCGACCAGCAGCGUAUCAAGUUCAUCAACAUGAACGGGCUUAUGGACGACCCCAUGAAGGUGUACAAGGACCGCCAGGUCAUGAACAUGUGGAGCGAGCAGGAGAAGGAGACCUUCCGGGAGAAAUUCAUGCAGCACCCCAAGAACUUCGGCCUGAUCGCAUCGUUCCUGGAGAGGAAGACGGUGGCUGAGUGUGUCCUCUAUUACUACCUGACCAAGAAGAAUGAGAACUACAAGAGCCUGGUGAGACGCAGCUACCGGCGCCGCGGCAAGGGCCAGCAACAGCAGCAGCAGCAGAUGCCCCGCAGCAACCAGGAGGAGAAAGAUGAGAAGGAGAAGGAGAAGGAGGCCGAGAAGGAGGAGGAGAAGCCGGACGUGGAGAAUGACAAGGAGGAGCUGAUCAAGGAGAAGACGGAUGACACCUCUGGGGAAGACAACGAUGAGAAGGAGGCAGUGGCCUCCAAAGGCCGCAAAACCGCCAACAGCCAGGGAAGACGUAAAGGCCGUAUCACCCGCUCAAUGGCCAAUGAGGCCAACAGCGAGGAGGCCAUCACCCCGCAGCAGAGCGCCGAGCUGGCUUCCAUGGAGAUGAACGAGAGUUCUCGCUGGACCGAAGAAGAGAUGGAAACAGCCAAGAAAGGUCUCCUGGAACACGGCCGGAACUGGUCGGCCAUCGCCCGGAUGGUGGGCUCCAAGACGGUGUCCCAGUGUAAGAACUUCUACUUCAACUACAAGAAGAGGCAGAACCUGGAUGAGAUCCUGCAGCAGCACAAGCUGAAGAUGGAGAAGGAGAGGAACGCACGGAGGAAGAAGAAGAAAGCGCCGGCUGCUGCCAGUGAGGAGACUGCCUUCCCGCCCGUGGUGGAGGACGAGGAAAUGGAGGCGUCAGGCGUGAGCGGGAACGAAGAGGAGAUGGCGGAGGAGGCAGAAGCCUUACACGCCUCUGGGAACGAGGUACCCAGAGGGGAAUGCAGUGGCCCAGCCACCGUCAACAACAGCUCCGACACCGAGAGCAUCCCGUCGCCCCGCACCGAGGCCGCCAAGGACGCCGCGCAGAACGGGCCCAAGCCCCCGCCCACCCCGGGCGCCGACGCGCCACCCCCUGAGCCCCCCAGCCCGCCACCUGAGGACGCCCCGGCCCCCAGCGAGCCCGCCCCGGCCCCCGAAGCCGCCUGCCCGCCCGCGUCCCCACCGGCACCCGCCUCGCCUGCCGCGGCCCCUGCUGUGGUCCCCAAGGAGGAGAAGGAGGAAGAGGCCGCAGCCGCCCCCUCGGCCGAAGAGGGGGAGGAGCAGAAGCCCCCUGCGGCCCCAGAGCUGGCAGCCGACGUGGGCAAGACGGAGGAGCCUGGCGAGGCGCCCCCCUCGGAGCCCAUCAAGAGCGAGUGCAAGGAGGAGGCUGCCGAGGAGGGGCCCGCCAAGGUCAAGGGCACGGAGGCCGCAGCCGAGGCCGCCCCCGAGGGCGCGCUCCAGGUGGAGAAGAAGGAGGGCGGAGGCCCUGGGGGCAAGGGCCUCGCGGCCAAGGGCUCGGGCGCCCCCCAGGACAGCGACUCCAGCGCCACCUGCAGCGCCGACGAGGUCGACGAGCCCGAGGGCGGCGACAAGAACAGGCUCCUGUCGCCACGGCCCAGCCUCCUCACCCCGACCAGCGACGCCAGGACCAACGCCUCGCCCCAGAAGCCGCUGGACCUGAAGCAGCUGAAACAGCGGGCGGCCGCCAUCCCCCCGAUUCAGGUCACCAAAGCCCACGAGCCCCCCCGGGAGGACGCGGCUCCCCCCAAGCCGGCUGUCCCUGCUCCUCCGCCACCGCAGCACCUGCAGCCGGAGAGCGACAGCCCCCAGCAGCCCGGCAGCAGCCCUCGAGGCAAAAGCAGGAGCCCUGUGCCUCCUGCUGAGAAGGAGGCAGAGAAGCCCGUGUUCUUCCCGGCCUUUGCGGCUGAGGGCCAGAAGCUGCCCACGGAUCCCUCGUGUUGGACGUCAGGCCUGCCCUUCCCUGUGCCCCCUCGCGAGGUGAUCAAGGCCUCUCCGCACGCCCCUGACCCCCUGGCCUUCUCCUACGCACCGCCUGAUACGUGCCCUGCAGGUCACCCGCUGCCCCUGGGCCUCCAUGACAGCGCCCGGCCCGUCCUACCACGCCCACCCACCAUCUCCAACCCGCCGCCCCUCAUCUCCUCCACCAAGCACCCCAGCGUCCUUGAGAGGCAAAUGGGUGCCGUCUCCCAGGGAAUGUCUGUGCAGCUCCACGUCCCGUACUCAGAGCAUGCCAAGGCCCCCGUGGGCCCCAUCACCAUGGGGCUGCCCCUCACCAUGGACCCCAAGAAGCUGGCGCCCUUCAGCGGAGUGAAGCAGGAGCAGCUGUCCCCACGGGGCCAGGCUGGGCCACCGGAGAGCCUGGGGGUACCUACGGCUCAGGAGACGUCCGUGCUGAGAGGGACGUCUCUGGGCUCGGUUCCAGGAGGAAGCAUCACCAAGGGCAUCCCCAGCACGCGGGUGCCUUCCGAGGGCCCCGUCACGUACCGCGGCUCUAUCACCCAUGGCACUCCAGCCGACGUCCUGUACAAGGGCACCAUCACCAGGAUCAUCGGUGAGGACAGCCCAAGCCGCCUGGACCGCAGCCGGGAGGACGGCCUGCCCAAGGGCCACGUCAUCUACGAGGGCAAGAAGGGCCACGUGCUGUCCUACGAGGGUGGCAUGUCCGUGUCCCAGUGCUCCAAGGAGGAUGGCAGGAGCAGCUCAGGACCUCCCCACGAGACGGCCGCCCCCAAACGCACCUAUGACAUGAUGGAGGGCCGUGUCAGCAGGGCCAUCUCCUCAGCCAGCAUCGAAGGUCUCAUGGGCCGCGCCAUCCCGCCUGAGCGACACAGCCCCCACCACCUCAAGGAGCAGCACCACAUCCGAGGCUCCAUCACGCAAGGGAUCCCACGAUCCUACGUGGAGGCCCAGGAAGACUACCAGCGUCGGGAGGCCAAGCUCCUGAAGCGUGAGGGCACGCCGCCCCCACCCCCCCCGCCCCCACGGGACCUGGCCGAGGCCUACAAGGCCCGGCCCUUGGAGGCCCUGGGCCCCCUGAAGCUGAAGCCGGCCCACGAGGGCCUGGUGGCGACAGUGAAGGAGGCCGGCCGCUCCAUCCAUGAGAUUCCACGGGAGGAGCUGCGGCGCACGCCUGAACUGCCCCUGGCCCCGCGGCCGCUCAAGGAGGGCUCCAUCACGCAGGGCACCCCGCUCAAGUAUGACACCAGCACGUCCUCCACCGGCUCCAAAAAGCACGACGUGCGCUCCAUCAUCGGCAGCCCCGGCCGGACGUUCCCUGCGGUGCACCCGUUGGACGUGAUGGCCGACACCCGGGCGCUGGAGCGCGCCUGCUACGAGGAGAGUCUGAAGAGCCGGCCGGGCGCUGUCAGCAGCUCGGGGGGCUCCAUCACCCGGGGGGCCCCGGUCAUCGUGCCUGAGCUGGGCAAGCCACGGCAGAGCCCCCUGACCUACGAGGACCACGCGGCGCCCUUCGCCAGCCACCUACCCCGCGGAUCACCGGUGACCACACGGGAGCCAACCCCGCGCCUGCAGGAGGGCAGCCUCUCGUCCAGCAAGGCAUCCCAGGACCGAAAGCUGACGUCCACGCCCCGUGAGAUCGCCAAGUCACCACACAGCACCGUGCCUGAACAUCACCCCCACCCCAUGUCGCCCUACGAGCACCUGCUCCGGGGCGUGAGUGGCGUGGACCUGUACCGCGGCCACAUCCCGCUGGCCUUCGACCCCACCUCCAUCCCCCGUGGGAUCCCUCUGGAUGCAGCCGCUGCCUAUUACCUGCCCCGGCACCUGGCCCCCAACCCCACCUACCCACACCUGUACCCGCCUUACCUCAUCCGCGGCUACCCCGACACGGCGGCACUGGAGAACCGCCAGACAAUCAUCAACGACUACAUCACCUCGCAGCAGAUGCACCACAACGCGGCCACCGCCAUGGCCCAGCGAGCUGACAUGCUGAGGGGUCUGUCGCCCCGCGAGUCCUCGCUGGCGCUCAACUACACCGCCGGCCCGCGAGGCAUCAUCGACCUGUCCCAAGUGCCACACCUGCCUGUGCUGGUGCCCCCGACACCAGGCACUCCGGCCACCGCCAUGGACCGCCUAGCCUACCUCCCCACGGCACCGCAGCACUUCAGCAGCCGGCUCAGCAGCUCCCCGCUCUCCCCAGGAGGCCCCACUCACUUGACAAAGCCCACGGCCUCGGCCUCGUCCGAGAGGGAGCGGGAACGGGAGCGCGAUCGGGAGAAGUCCAUCCUCGCGUCCGCCACCACGGUGGAGCACGCGCCCAUCUGGAGACCCGGUACGGAGCAGAGCGGUGGCGGCGGGGGUGGGAGCGGCGGCAGCCGCCCCGCCUCCCACUCCCACUCCCACCAGCACUCGCCCAUCUCACCCCGGACCCAGGACGCCAUCCAGCAGAGGCCCAGCGUGCUGCACAACACGGGCAUGAAGAACAUCGUCAGCUCCGUGGAGCCCAGCACGCCCACGGUCCUGAGGUGGGCCAGGUCCACCUCCACCUCCUCGCCUGUCCGCCCGGCCGCCACAUUCCCACCCGCCACCCACUGCCCACUGGGUGGCACCCUCGACGGGGUCUACCCCACCCUCCUGGAGCCUGUCUUGCUGCCUAAGGAGGCCCCGCGGGUCACCCGGCCCGAGCGGCCCCGAGCGGACGCGGGCCACACCUUCCUCGCCAAGCCCCCAGCCCGCGCGGGGCUGGAGCCCGCGUCCUCCCCCGGCAAGGGCUCCGAGCCCCGGCCCCUGGCGCCGCCUGGCUCCGGCCACGCAGCCAUCGCCCGCGCCCCGGCGAAGGGCCUCACGCCCCACCACGCCAGCCCGGACCAGCCAGCGCCGCCCGCCUCGGCCUCGGACCUGCACCGGGAAAAGACUCAAAGUAAACCCUUUUCCAUCCAGGAAUUGGAACUCCGUUCUCUGGGUUACCACGGCGGCGGCUACAGCCCUGAUGGGGUGGAGCCCGUCAGCCCCGUGAGCUCGCCCAGCCUGACCCACGACAAGGGGCUCCCCAAGCACCUGGAGGAACUCGACAAGAGCCACCUGGAAGGGGACCUGCGGCACAAGCAGCCAGGCCCGGGGAAGCUCAGCGGCGAGGCUGCACACCUCCCACACCUGCGGCCGCUGCCCGAGAGCCAGCCCUCGUCCAGCCCGCUGCUCCAGACCACCCCAGGGGUCAAAGGUCACCAGCGGGUGGUCACGCUGGCACAGCACAUCAGUGAGGUCAUCACGCAGGACUACACGCGGCACCACCCGCAGCAGCUCAGCGCGCCCCUCCCUGCCCCCCUUUACUCCUUCCCCGGAGCCAGCUGCCCCGUCCUGGACCUUCGCCGCCCGCCCAGCGACCUCUACCUCCCAGCCCCGGACCAUGGCGCCCCGGCCCGUGGCUCACCCCACAGUGAAGGGGGCAAGAGGUCUCCAGAGCCAAGCAAGACGUCAGCCUUGGGCAGCAGUGAGGAUGGUAUAGAACCUGUGUCCCCGCCGGAGGGCAUGGCAGAGCCCGGGCAUCCCCGGAGCACCAUGUACCCGCUGCUGUACCGGGACGGGGAGCAGGCGGAGCCCAGCAGGAUGGGCUCCAAAUCCCCAGGCAACACCAGCCAGCCGCCGGCCUUCUUCAGCAAGCUGACCGAGAGCAACUCGGCCAUGGUCAAAUCUAAGAAACAGGAGAUCAACAAGAAGCUGAACACCCACAACCGGAACGAGCCAGAAUACAAUAUUGGCCAGCCCGGGACGGAGAUCUUCAACAUGCCCGCCAUCACCGGAGCAGGCCUCAUGACCUGCAGAAGCCAGGCGGUGCAGGAGCAUGCCAGCACCAACAUGGGGCUGGAGGCCAUUAUUAGAAAGGCGCUCAUGGGUAAAUAUGAUCAGUGGGAGGAGCACCCGCUCAGCGCCAAUGCUUUUAACCCUCUGAAUGCCAGUGCCAGCCUGCCCGCUGCUAUGCCCGUAACCGCUGCUGACGGACGGAGGGAACACGCGCUCACCUCGCCAGGUGGUGGCGGGAAGGCCAAAGUCUCUGGCAGACCCAGCAGCCGAAAAGCCAAGUCCCCGGCCCCAGGCCUGGCGUCUGGGGACCGGCCACCCUCCGUCUCCUCAGUGCAUUCGGAGGGAGACUGCAACCGCCGGACCCCACUCACCAACCGCGUGUGGGAGGACCGGCCCUCGUCCGCAGGGUCCACACCGUUCCCCUACAACCCCCUGAUCAUGCGGCUGCAAGCGGGGGUCAUGGCCUCCCCGCCCCCGCCUGGCCUCCCCGCGGGCAGCGGGCCCCUGGCCGGCCCCCAUCACGCCUGGGACGAGGAGCCCAAGCCGCUGCUCUGCUCGCAGUACGAGACGCUCUCCGACAGCGAGUGAGGCUCAGAACGGGGUGGGCCGGCGAGCGGCCGGCUGCCGACUCCCCCCACCGAGGAAGGAGCCCCUGAGUCUGCCUGUGCGCCCGUCUGUCCGUCCGUCCGUCCAGAGCCGGCAUCCUUGCCUGUCUAAAGCCUUAACUACGACUCCCGCCCCGGCUGGCCCUGUGCAGUGACCUUACUCAGGGGAUGUUUACCUGGUGCUCGGGAGGGGAGGGGCCGGGGAGGGGGCACGGCAGGCGUGUGGCGGCCACAUGCGCACAGCCGGGGCGGCCAGGGACCCAAAGCAGGACGACCACGCACCUCCCACGCCACUGCCUCCCCACCUAACGCAUUUGGAACCAAAGUCUAAACUGAGCUAGCAGCCCCCGCACCCGCCCUCCGUCCCCAUCCCGCUUAGCACUCUGGACAGACGGACACAGGCCCUGUCCAGGCCCCAGCGCUCUUGUCCCGGUCCCCACGGGCUGCCCCAGCCGACGAGAUCGCUGGAAACCAAGUCAGGCCAGAUGGGCGGGCGACAGGGCCGGGUGCGGCCUGGGGUGAGCGGCUGCUCCGAGGAACUGGACUGUUUUUUUUCAUACAUCGUUGCCGCAGCGGUGGGAAGGAAAGGCAGGUGUAAAUGAUAUAUUGGUUUACAGGGUAUAUUUUUGAUACCUUCAAUGAAUUAAUUCAGAUGUUUUAAGCAAGGAAGGACUUACCCAGUAUUAUUGCUGCUGUGCUUUCGAUCUCUGCUUACCGUUCAAGAGGCGUGCGCAGGCCAACAGUCGGUGACCCCAUAGUCCGCAGGACCGAGGUGGGGCAGGGGCUGCCAGCUCUCGAGCCCCCCUGCGUCCUCCCUCCCUCCCUUCCUUGGGCAGAAUGAGUUUGAAGGGGAUUCUGUGACCGCCAUCUGCGCACGGCGGUGGCGUCCUGUCAUUUACACACGUUCUUCUCAUUAAAAAGCGAAUUAUACUCGA